AUGCCUCCCGAGCGAAAACCCGCGCAAAAGCGCAGACAACUCCCCUUCAAACCACCAAGCCGAACCUCCUCUACCGCCGCUGCCCCAGCAUCAUCAUCAUCAACUACCAGCAAACCCAAAGGCAAAGCCACAACAAAAUCGACAACAACAACAGCAGCAAGCAAACGAGGUCCAAAACCAAAAGAAGCAUCAGCCAAAGCCUCCUCAUCCAAAUCCGCACGCCCCCGACCAUCAUCACCCAGCCCUGCCGACUCCGACGAAGACAGCAACAACGACAACGACAACGCUUCUUCAUCCCCCGCCCGCUCAGACGCAUCAUCCCCAGAGCCAGAGCCAGAACCGGACUACAUUCUCGCGGAGAUCAUUCACAAGGAUCAGCCUUCUGAUGACGUGCUCACGAACGAUCCUGUAAUUCCACCGAAGUUGUUGACAAGGUUACUGCAUCAUCAUUUCCAGAAUGAGAAGACGAAGAUCGCGAAGGAUGCGAAUACGGUUGUCGCGAAGUAUGUGGAUGUUUUUGUGAGGGAGGCGUUGGCGAGAGCGGCGUUUGAGAGGACUGAGGCUGUUGGGAAGGGGGCUUCGGUUGGGGAUGGGUUCCUCGAGGUUGAGGAUUUGGAGAAGAUGGCGCCGCAGCUUGUUAUGGAUUUUUAG
Messenger RNA from Aspergillus tubingensis, 651 nucleotides. RefSeq names its product CENP-X/MHF2 family protein. The record is from RefSeq and is a predicted model, not a curated record. Gene Ontology annotation, biological process: resolution of meiotic recombination intermediates; kinetochore assembly; DNA repair. The coding region runs from base 1 to 651 and encodes 216 amino acids. Gene Ontology annotation, molecular function: protein heterodimerization activity. The transcript has 2 exons. Gene Ontology annotation, cellular component: Fanconi anaemia nuclear complex; FANCM-MHF complex. NCBI's taxonomy places the organism in Eukaryota, Fungi, Ascomycota, Eurotiomycetes, Eurotiales, Aspergillaceae.